Messenger RNA from Candoia aspera, 2368 nucleotides. RefSeq names its product Yip1 domain family member 5 (gene YIPF5). Bases 151 to 921 code for a protein of 256 amino acids. Gene Ontology annotation, cellular component: trans-Golgi network; membrane. The transcript has 6 exons. The record is from RefSeq and is a predicted model, not a curated record. NCBI's taxonomy places the organism in Eukaryota, Metazoa, Chordata, Lepidosauria, Squamata, Candoiidae. Gene Ontology annotation, biological process: endoplasmic reticulum to Golgi vesicle-mediated transport; regulation of ER to Golgi vesicle-mediated transport; vesicle fusion with Golgi apparatus.
GAAGUGGUUCUUCUUGGGUCUCUGACACGUAGCUUCCAAGAGAGCGGGAUAAAGGGGGGCGGGUGGAAGAGGGGUGACUCCUGGCUGUGUGAGGAGGGCAGGCAGGGGGUCGUUGCCUCGCCAGAGAGGAGGCUCCGAAGGAAGGUAGCAAUGUCUGGAUUUGAUAGUUUCAAUACAGAUUUCUAUCAGACAAGUUACAGUAUUGAUGAUCAAGCACAGUCCUAUGGAGGAGACACUGGAAGAGGAGCAUACAGCAAGCAAUAUGGUGGCUAUGAGUAUUCUCAGCAAGGUAGUUAUGUUCCUCCGGAGAUGAUGCAACCUCAACAGCCAUACACUGGUCAAAUUUUUCAGCCAGCACCAGCAUACACACCAUCUUCAUCACAAUCUUUCUAUGGAAGCAAUUUUGAAGAUGAGCCUCCAUUACUAGAAGAACUAGGAAUAAAUUUUGACCAUAUCUGGCAGAAGACUCUCACAGUACUGCAUCCAUUAAAAGCUGCAGAUGGCAACAUCAUGAAUGAAACUGAUCUGGCAGGACCUAUGGUCUUCUGCCUAGCCUUUGGAGCCACCUUAUUGUUGGCUGGAAAAAUUCAGUUUGGCUAUGUAUAUGGAAUUAGUGCAAUUGGGUGUUUAGGAAUGUUCUGUCUCCUGAAUUUAAUGAGUAUGACAGGCGUCUCAUUUGGUUGUGUUGCAAGUGUCCUAGGAUAUUGUCUUCUUCCUAUGAUCAUACUGUCAAGCUUUGCAGUUGUGUUUUCUCUACAGGGCAUGAUGGGAAUUAUUCUUGCUGCUGGAAUUAUUGGAUGGUGUAGUUUUUCCGCCUCCAAGCUCUUCAUUUCAGCCUUAGCCAUGGAAGGACAACAACUUCUAGUAGCAUAUCCCUGUGCUUUAUUAUAUGGAGUCUUCGCCCUCAUUUCUGUGUUUUGAGCUGACUAUCUUAAUUAUUGAACUUAAAUGGGCCGAACUGAAAGCUUUUACUUGGGAUGCUUAAACUGGGACCAGAAAUCAACUGUUGGGCCGCUAUCUUCCAAGAUUAAUGUUUGAAUUAUUGUUUGGAGCAACAAUAACAAAGUGGUCUUUUUGUGUUUCUUUUUAUAGGACUCUUGAAUACAUUUUUACAUUGACCUGUAAUAACUUCACCUUUAAAACAGGCUCAUGAAUUACACUCUUUAAAAUGUAACACUCUUUUCAGUCCUAUAACCUGCAAAAUAAUUGCUUUUGAAAACUUUUGUAGUUCAGAAAUUUUUAUUGAUAAAAGAAAGUGAAAUCAUUAAUUUGUUUUCCCAUGGUAACAUGCAACAACAAAGCUAAACAGAUACACAUUUCCUAUUUUUACCAAACUAGCAAAAUAGAACAUUUGUCACAAUAAAAUUUAAUCUGAAAGCAAACACAAAAUGGAUCCCAUAUAUAACUUUUCAACAUUUUUACAGUCCUCAGAUUACUUUUGUUUACAAUCCAAAUGGCUUCCCAGGCUCAUUAAGUAUUUCAUUUUAUAUAUACUUUGUAAAUAGUUCUGUCAUCUUAUAAACAUGUGGGAAAAUGCUUUUUUUAUGCUAAAAUUGAUAACAGAAUUCCCAUAGUUCACCAAAAGCAGCAUGAUUCAGAAAAUAGCUUUGACAAAUACCAGUAUUGCAGUCUAGUAUAAAACACAGAUUAAAUUUUCUCAGAAUCUUCUCUGAACAUUUUUCCUUUUAGUAAUAUAUCUUUAUUGUAAUGUCCAGUACAGAAUUGCUAAGGUAUUUAUUUGCAUAAAGAUUUAUUCCCAUUGAGCAAACAUGUUUAGAUCAUGGUAUAAUAGGAUCCAGUGACAUCACAUACUUAACUACUGUGUCAUAGCCAUCAAGAAACAUUGAGUAUUGGAAUCCAGUCAUAAGGACAAAAACAACUAUUUCAUUGACAUGGGAAGCAUGUACACCAUUAAAAAAUAAUGACUUACCUUUAGUGUUAGGGAAUGACAAAAUGAAAUGGCUAACGUUAUAUUCUGUACAAGCUUAUUUUAUUACAAAAGUGGAAAUUUUAAAUAUCUCAUUGAGCAAUAUUGGUGAACAAAUAUAACUUCAUUUUUUUUGUACUUUCCCCCCCCUCUUUCUCCAUGACUUUUUGCAUAGCUCUCCAUACGCUGUUUUCAUACAGCCUGAAGUUGUUGACUAACCUCUUCAAUAAACAUCUUGCAAGAAGCUCAGACUAUUUUGCACAUUCAGAUUUCUGAUGCUUAUAAAUUACAUUCCAGAUUUAGGCAUUUUGUUCCCCUCUGUGAUGCUUAGCUGAUGUUUCAUGUGCAAAUGAACUAUCCUGGUGACCCAUUGGAGGGAUAUUCCUUGCCAUCAGAAAGUUUUAUUGGGCUUUACUACAUAAAGGCAACAUUGGCAAAUAA